This is a messenger RNA of Chara braunii, 2119 nucleotides long. The record is from the annotation of a GenBank genome assembly. NCBI's taxonomy places the organism in Eukaryota, Viridiplantae, Streptophyta, Charophyceae, Charales, Characeae.
AGGGGCCCUAGUAGACUCAGGGGCCACCCGCAGCUAUAUUAGUAAGAAGGCGCUGCAAAAGUUGAAGCUGGGACUUAAAGUCCAAAAGCUAGCAGACCCUAUAGUUAGUAUCCUCGUAGACAAUCGUACCAUGGUUGUAGAGGAUUACGUAGAGGGAGUCCAGGCGUAUUUUCGCCUAGAGAAGGAUGGGAAAGUGGAAAAGGUCCUCCACUCCCUGACUCUCCUCGUAGAAGACAGCCUCCCAUUUGAUAUUGUUCAGGGGAUGGAUUGGGGAGAGGCAGCCGGGGCCACGCUCCAUUUGAAGGAGCACGAGUGUAGGCUCCCUAGUUCUUCAGGCGAGGCCAAGACUGCCCGCCUAUUCCAUGUGUCAGGAAUAGAGAAUCCCUUGGCACAUUGCUGCCUUAGUGCUCCUGCGUUCGCCAGAUUAGUAAAGAAGGAGAAACUGGAGGAACAUGUUUUUGUCGCCUAUGUUAGGCCGGUGACUGAGCCUACGGAAGAAAAGCCGAUGGACCCUGCGAUUGCCAAGCUGCUGAAAGAGUUCCAGGAUCUAACUGAGCUGCCGAUAGGAGUAGUACCGCAGCCCAUCCAGCACCGCAUUGAGAUAGAGCCUAGCAGUAGAACUCCUAAGGGUGUUGUGUAUAGGAUGUCCCCACGGGAGUUAGAGGAGCUUCGCAAGCAAUUAGACAAGCUCCUCGAGAAGGGUUGGAUUAGGCCCAGUUCGUUUCCUUUUGGAGCACCUGUUCUCUUCGUUCCUAAGAAAGAGGGAGAGCUGAGGAUGUGCAUAGACUAUAGGGGUCUGAAUGCUAUUACAGUAAAGAAUGAUGAGCCACUGUCUAGGAUAGACGAUCUCUUAGAUCGAGUGCAGGGGGCGAAGUAUUUUUCCAAGAUAGAUUUUAAGUCCGGGUAUCAUCAGAUAGAAGUGCAUCCUGAUGAUCAGUAUAAGACAGCCUUCCGGACUAGAUAUGGGCACUAUGAGUUCAUAGUAAUGCCCUUUGGGCUAACCAAUGCGCCAGCUACAUUCCAGCGCUGUAUGAACGAUUUGUUUAGGCCGUGGUUAGACAGAUUUGUUGUAGUUUACCUAGAUGACAUUCUAGUGUUUAGCAGGACCCUCGAAGAGCAUCAGGGUCAUCUCAGGCAGGUCUUGGAGAAGCUGAGGGAAGCUAACUUCAAAAUCAAUGCAAACAAGUGCGAUAAGGCGAAAACCCAAGUUUUGUACUUAGGCCACGUCUUAGACGGAGACGACAUUAAACCAAAGGAUAGCAAGAUCGCAGCGAUUAGAGAUUGGCCCACACCACGCACGCUGACAGAGUUGCGCUCGUUCCUGGGCCUAGCUAAUUACUACCGGAAGUUCGUGAGGUACUUCUCUACCAUCACUGCGCCCCUUCGCAGACUACUGAGAAAGGAGACCAUCUGGAAGUGGGAUAAGGACUGCACGUUUGCCAUGAAAAAGUUAAAGCAGGCAUUGAUAGAUUAUCCAGUCCUUAAAGUCGCCGAUCCGUCUUUGCCCUUUGUCGUCACGACCGAUGCGAGUCAAUACGGCAUAGGCGCAGUGUUACAGCAAGACGAUGGCAAUGGGUAUAGACCAGUAGAGUUCAUGUCCGCCAGAAUGCCUUCAGAGAAGGUUGCGACAUCCACCUAUGAGAGAGAACUCUAUGCUCUCAGGCAAGCCUUAGACCACUGGAAACACUACUUGCUUGGGAGGCACUUCAAAGUCUAUUCCGACCAUGAAACGUUACGAUGGUUAAAGACGCAGGCCAAGAUGACACCUAAGCUUACUAGGUGGGCCGCAGAGAUAGAUCAGUACGACUUCGAGCUCAAGCCUGUCAAGGGGAAGUACAAUGUAGUCGCGGAUGCUCUAAGUAGAAGAGUUGAUUACUUUGGGGCAAUAGUACAUUACCUCGAUAUAGGGAAGGAUCUGCAGCAGAAGGUUAGAGAAGCCUACGUGCAGGACCCUAUCUACAGUGACCUCCUCAAGAAGGUCAAGGAGGCCCCAGAGACUGAACCGAACUACCGCACUACUGAGGGGUUGCUUUUUUAGAAGACUAAUGUUUUUGACCGGCUGUGCAUCCCCAAUAGUGAAGAGAUCCGUAGUUCGAUUUUGGGGGAAUGCCACGACACA